This is a messenger RNA of Cynara cardunculus var. scolymus (artichoke), 1185 nucleotides long. Its product is annotated as putative vesicle-associated membrane protein 726. The transcript has 5 exons. Gene Ontology annotation, cellular component: membrane. The record is from RefSeq and is a predicted model, not a curated record. Lineage: Eukaryota; Viridiplantae; Streptophyta; Magnoliopsida; Asterales; Asteraceae. Gene Ontology annotation, biological process: vesicle-mediated transport. Bases 118 to 783 code for a protein of 221 amino acids.
ACUCACAAACCUUUUUCACGCCUUCUUCUCUGUCCUUCCACACAAACAAACUUCAUUCCAAUUCUACCUCAUUUUCCGAUCACACUCUCCCCGUAACUGAUCCACACCAACCUAACAAUGCCUUCACAGGGAUCUCUAAUCUAUAGCCUUGUCGCUAGAGGCACCGUGGUCCUUGCUGAGUACACCGAGUUCACCGGCAAUUUUCAAUCCGUCGCUACACAAUGUCUUCAGAAACUUCCCGCCUCCAACAAUCGAUUUACUUACAAUUGCGAUGGCCACACCUUCAAUUACCUCAUUGACCAAGGAUACACCUACUGCGUUGUGGCAGUUGAAUCUGCUGGAAGGGAACUUCCCAUUGCCUUCUUGGAGCGUGUUAAGGAUGAUUUCAUGAAAAGAUAUGGGACAGGCAAAGGCAAAACUGCUGCUGCCAAGAGCCUGAACAGAGAGUUCGGAUCUAAAAUGAAAGAGCAUAUGCGCUAUUGUAUCUCUCAUCCUGAAGAGAUUAGCAAGAUUGCUAAGGUCAAGGCUCAGGUUUCGGAAGUAAAGGGAGUGAUGAUGGAGAACAUUGAGAAGGUUCUUGAUCGAGGAGAGAAGAUUGAAUUACUUGUUGAUAAAACCGACAACCUUCGCAAUCAGGCACAAGAUUUCAAGAAACAAGGAACCAAGAUGAAGAGGAAGAUGUGGAUUCAGAAUAUGAAGGUGAAACUGAUAGUCUUUGGUAUCUUCGUUGCUUUGGUUCUGGUCAUUAUUCUCUCGAUAUGCCCUGGCUUCAAAUGCUUUUAAAAUCCUUCCUUUUUGCAACAGCUUCAUUACAUUUUCUCUUCUAGGUUAGCUAUCCUUUUAGCUCAUACCCGCGAGCCUUUAGGACAAUACAGGGCUUACAGUUAGGAAAGGUUUUGAUGUUCUUUCACCUCAUUAGAAACCCGUCUAGUUAACCGAACCUUGGAUAAAUCGGUGCAUUUUGUCAUCGUCACUGAUCGAAUUCAUUCUUCAAUUUCUCUUUUACCACAAUUUUAAUAAGAUCAUGUUCCCGAUGAUUAGAUCUCUUGUAAGUUUUGGUAAACCAAAUUAUCUAAUAUUGUAGUAAAUGAUAGAAGUCAUCAUUGGUUAAAGAAAAAGGGGUUUCAAGGUCUCGGGUCUGAUUACAGACACCACCCACUUAUCGUUAGGACACAUAAUUUACCU